Brachypodium distachyon (stiff brome) is the source of this 2769-nucleotide messenger RNA. Its product is annotated as pyrophosphate-energized vacuolar membrane proton pump. The transcript is spliced from 8 exons. Gene Ontology annotation, molecular function: inorganic diphosphate phosphatase activity; diphosphate hydrolysis-driven proton transmembrane transporter activity. Gene Ontology annotation, cellular component: membrane. Lineage: Eukaryota; Viridiplantae; Streptophyta; Magnoliopsida; Poales; Poaceae. The record is from RefSeq and is a predicted model, not a curated record. Gene Ontology annotation, biological process: proton transmembrane transport. The coding region runs from base 120 to 2408 and encodes 762 amino acids.
AAGCUCAACGCAGAGCCAGAGAGGUUGUACGCGUCACACCCUUCCCUCGCCCGCCGCCGCCUUCCCCUCGCGUCCGUCCGUUCGGUUUGGUUAGGGUUUCGGCCGACGCCACCGCCGCCAUGGCGAUCCUCUCGGCGCUCGGCACCGAGGUGUUCAUCCCGGUCGCCGCCGUCAUCGGCAUCGUCUUCGCCGUCGUGCAGUGGGUGCUCGUCGCGCGGGUCAAGGUCACCCCCGGCGCGGCCGGCGCUACCGGCGCCAAGAACGGCUACGGCGACUACCUCAUCGAGGAGGAGGAGGGCCUCAACGACCACAACGUCGUCGUCAAGUGCGCCGAGAUCCAGACCGCCAUCUCCGAAGGAGCAACAUCAUUUCUUUUCACUAUGUACCAGUAUGUUGGUAUCUUCAUGAUCAUCUUCGCGGUCUUGAUCUUCUUAUUCCUUGGGUCGAUCGAGGGAUUCAGCACAAAGGGCAAGCCCUGCACCUAUAGCAAGGACAAGAUCUGCAAGCCAGCUCUUUACACUGCUCUCUUUAGCACUGCAUCUUUCUUGCUUGGAGCCAUCACAUCUUUGGUGUCUGGUUUCCUUGGAAUGAAGAUUGCCACGUAUGCAAAUGCCAGAACAACCCUCGAAGCAAGGAAGGGUGUUGGGAAGGCAUUUAUCACCGCUUUCCGCUCUGGUGCAGUUAUGGGCUUCUUAUUGUCAUCAAGUGGUCUUGUGGUUCUUUACAUUACCAUCAACGUAUUUAAGGUGUAUUACGGUGAUGACUGGGAAGGUCUUUUUGAGUCCAUCACUGGUUAUGGUCUUGGUGGGUCUUCCAUGGCUCUCUUUGGAAGAGUUGGUGGAGGUAUUUACACAAAGGCUGCUGACGUGGGUGCUGAUCUCGUUGGCAAGGUUGAAAGGAACAUUCCUGAAGAUGACCCGAGGAAUCCAGCUGUGAUUGCUGACAACGUUGGUGACAAUGUUGGUGAUAUUGCUGGAAUGGGAUCAGAUCUCUUUGGUUCAUAUGCAGAAUCUUCUUGUGCUGCUCUUGUUGUUGCAUCUAUCUCAUCUUUUGGAAUCAACCAUGAUUUCACUGGGAUGUGCUACCCACUGCUUGUGAGCUCUGUUGGCAUCAUUGUCUGCUUGUUGACCACAUUCUUUGCAACUGAUUUCUUUGAGAUUAAGGCUGCAAAUGAAAUUGAACCCGCUCUAAAGAAGCAGCUCAUUAUCUCAACUGCUUUGAUGACUGUUGGUGUCGCGAUAAUCAGCUGGUUGGCUCUUCCAGCCAAGUUCACCAUCUUCAACUUUGGUACACAGAAGGAAGUGGCCAACUGGGGCUUGUUCUUCUGUGUGUCAAUUGGUCUGUGGGCUGGUCUCAUUAUUGGGUUUGUCACAGAAUACUACACUAGCAAUGCAUACAGCCCUGUGCAAGAUGUUGCAGAUUCCUGCAGAACUGGUGCUGCUACUAAUGUCAUCUUCGGUCUUGCUCUGGGAUACAAGUCAGUUAUCAUCCCAAUUUUCGCUAUUGCUGUCAGCAUCUAUGUCAGCUUCUCUAUUGCUGCGAUGUAUGGCAUUGCAAUGGCCGCUCUUGGCAUGCUAAGCACAAUGGCAACUGGUCUUGCCAUUGAUGCUUAUGGUCCCAUUAGUGACAAUGCUGGUGGAAUUGCUGAGAUGGCCGGCAUGAGCCACAGAAUCCGUGAGAGAACUGAUGCUCUUGAUGCCGCUGGCAACACGACUGCUGCUAUUGGGAAGGGUUUCGCCAUUGGUUCAGCUGCACUGGUGUCCUUGGCGCUUUUUGGUGCUUUUGUCAGCAGGGCUGGAGUGAAGGUUGUUGAUGUCCUUUCUCCCAAGGUAUUCAUUGGGUUGAUUGUUGGAGCUAUGCUCCCAUACUGGUUCUCUGCCAUGACCAUGAAGAGUGUUGGAAGUGCUGCUCUCAAGAUGGUUGAGGAGGUUCGCAGGCAGUUCAAUACCAUUCCUGGGCUGAUGGAGGGAACAGCUAAGCCAGACUAUGCAACCUGCGUCAAGAUCUCUACCGAUGCUUCCAUCAAGGAGAUGAUUCCUCCUGGUGCUUUGGUUAUGCUCACUCCCCUCGUUGUCGGAACCUUCUUUGGUGUGGAAACUCUUUCUGGUGUUCUGGCUGGCGCUCUUGUUUCUGGAGUACAGAUCGCCAUCUCUGCUUCCAACACUGGCGGUGCAUGGGACAAUGCAAAGAAGUACAUCGAGGCUGGUAACAGCGAGCACGCCAGAUCCCUUGGUCCCAAGGGAUCAGACUGCCACAAGGCUGCCGUGAUUGGUGACACCAUUGGAGACCCCCUCAAGGACACCUCAGGCCCGUCGCUCAACAUCCUUAUCAAGCUCAUGGCCGUCGAGUCCCUCGUGUUUGCGCCAUUCUUCGCGACAUACGGAGGCGUUCUGUUCAACUACCUCUAAAGGACUCACAUUAAGCGGACCUAUGAUCUACGGACAUCCAUCACGAAUAAUUCCUUGCCAGUCAGUUCGUAUGUUGCGCUGUUGCUUUUGGUUCUCUCAUAUGUCGUUUCGGGAUAUUAUUAUUGCAUUACCUACCGUUUCGGUCUCUUGGGGCCUUGAGGGUGUUACCUUAGUCUUACUCACGGCUUGUAGUAGCUCCAUGUAGAAGAGACCAGAUUGUGCACUCUCCCGUGGUGUAUGUCUGGCAAAUUUUCCUCGUCUCCUGAUGACGACGAUGACGAUAAUGUUGAACCCUUGAACAAUGAUAUGAUUAUUAUUGCAUGUCAAUGGUGGUUGCAAGUCUAUUUUUUUCUGAAACUAA